Paramecium octaurelia is the source of this 981-nucleotide messenger RNA. The record is from the annotation of a GenBank genome assembly. Lineage: Eukaryota; Ciliophora; Oligohymenophorea; Peniculida; Parameciidae.
UGCUCUAAAAUGAAUGUGGAUGACAUAAAAAACAAAUUGAAAGAAUUAAAUAAGAAACAAUAGGAAAGUUUAAGUAAACGAAAAAGCUUGAUUAAAGAAAUUAAAAGCAUGCCCUUUUAGUAAUUUGCAUUUAAUAUGAUAAUAGAAGGAAUAAUCACAAAAAUAAGAAACCUAAGGAUGAAAAUGAAAAGGUAAUUAUAGAAUACGAAUGUUUUGAAGACUUUUGUUAUAAAUCUUGAGGGUGCAAAGGAGGAACGUGCUGAAAAGUAAAAGUAGCUUGAUCAAAAAGUACCCAUUGCCUAGAAGGAGAAGGAUAGAAGAAUAGCAAAAUUUCUAUUUGGCAACCAUUUACAAAGAGCUAAGUAAGACUUGGAUGGAGAAAAAUAAAAAGUAAUUUAGAGUGUUAUGUAAACUUAGUUGGACAAAUAAAUUGAAAUCAAUAAAAGACUGGAAGAUAAAGACAGACAAGAUUUGAUGGUAUAUAAGGAGGAUUAAGAUGUAUAAUAUAAAUAAUAAAAAAUAGAAAAGAAAAGAAUAAUUGGUAACAGAAAGAAAGUAAUUAGAGAGAGAAUUAGCAGCUGAUGAAUUUAGAAGACAAGUAAAUAUUGUAUCAAUUUUAUUAGUAAUUAUUAUUGGAGCUCUAAUUAAAAACAAUGAGAGAAUUUUUUAUCACAAAGUAAAUUAUAUAUCUUAGAAAUUCUUAGAACAGCUCCAUAUUUAUUAUGGUAACCAGUUAAAACAAAUGAAGGGAUGAACCCACUUAAAGAAUAUAGUAAUGAGAGAUUUAACGUAAAAUGAAAAUUAAAUUAUUCUUAGGAAAUGGAAAGGGACCUAAAAGAGAAGUUACAAAGAGCAUACUAAUAAUUCCUUGACUUUUAAACUCAGAAAAUAAAAGAGUAGCCAGUUGAGUAAGAGCAUGAAAGUUCUCAAUCUGAAAGUGAUGAAUCUUAGGAGAAACCAAAGGAAGAUGGGUAAGAAUGA